Mus musculus (house mouse) is the source of this 2423-nucleotide messenger RNA. It is a transcript of the gene Ing1, whose product is annotated as inhibitor of growth family, member 1. The transcript is spliced from 2 exons. Gene Ontology annotation, cellular component: nucleus. Gene Ontology annotation, molecular function: histone H3K4me3 reader activity. The record is from RefSeq and is marked validated. Lineage: Eukaryota; Metazoa; Chordata; Mammalia; Rodentia; Muridae. Bases 454 to 1293 code for a protein of 279 amino acids.
UUUCCCAAGUGUUUGAAACUGGUAUUUGGGUUUUCCACGUUGGACAAGUGCGGCGAGGCGGGCGGCGGAGCGCGCCCUUCCCGCAGCCGGCCCCGCUCUCUCCGCUCUCCACGCUGGUGGCGGGUGGGCGGCGGUGGCCGGCCCUCUUUGGGUGUGUGCGCGCUAGUACGCACGGCCCCCCGCGCCGCCCGCCGCCCGGGAGGGGGCCUGCACGGCCGGCGGGGUGUGCGCUUGAGCUUCGGCCGCCGCGGCCCGCGCCUGCAGGCGCCGGGGUCCCCGCGGCCCCGGAGGCGGCGCGGCAGGCGCCAGAUGUAGCCGCCGGCCAGCCCGGCCGGAGCGGCGGGGGGGCGCGGAAGGGCGAGAGAGCUUUGCAUUUUGCAGUGCUGUUUGAGGGGGGCGGGGGGUGGAGGAAGCGGAAAGCCGCCGAAUCGCCGGGGACCUCCGGGGUGAACCAUGUUGAGUCCUGCCAACGGGGAGCAGAUCCACCUGGUGAACUAUGUGGAGGAUUACCUGGACUCAAUCGAGUCACUGCCUUUCGACCUGCAGAGGAACGUCUCGCUGAUGCGGGAGAUCGACGCCAAAUACCAAGAGAUCCUGAAGGAGCUGGACGACUACUAUGAGAAGUUCAAACGGGAGACAGACGGCACCCAGAAGCGCCGGGUACUGCACUGCAUCCAGAGGGCCCUGAUCCGCAGCCAGGAGCUAGGCGAUGAGAAGAUCCAGAUCGUGAGUCAGAUGGUGGAGCUGGUGGAGAACCGCAGCAGACAGGUGGACAGUCACGUGGAGCUCUUCGAAGCACACCAGGACAUCAGUGACGGCACUGGUGGCAGCGGCAAGGCGGGCCAGGACAAGUCGAAGAGUGAGGCCAUCACACAGGCAGAUAAGCCGAAUAACAAGCGGUCCAGGAGGCAGCGAAACAAUGAGAAUCGAGAGAACGCGUCGAAUAAUCACGACCAUGAUGACAUCACCUCAGGAACGCCCAAGGAGAAGAAAGCAAAAACCUCAAAGAAGAAGAAACGCUCCAAGGCCAAAGCAGAGAGGGAAGCGUCUCCUGCCGACCUUCCCAUCGACCCCAACGAGCCCACGUACUGUCUGUGCAACCAGGUCUCCUACGGGGAGAUGAUCGGCUGUGACAACGACGAAUGCCCCAUCGAGUGGUUCCACUUCUCCUGCGUGGGGCUCAACCAUAAACCAAAGGGCAAGUGGUACUGCCCCAAGUGCCGUGGGGAGAGCGAGAAGACCAUGGACAAAGCCCUGGAGAAGUCCAAGAAAGAGAGGGCUUACAACAGGUAGUGAGUGGACACUCACCCGUGGUCAGUGACACAGCCACCAGUGUGUUUAUGGUAUCGCUGCCUUCGUGGAAGUCCGAGGGCAGUCAGAUGAGUAUUUUAGAGAAUGUUAGCCGUGCCUCCUCUCCUCGGAUGGCGGAGACAGCCUGCGUCUUCAUGGUGUACCUUGUUCCCAGACUGGGUCUGCAGAGCCGCAAUUUAGAAACUACAAAUACAGGUUCGAAUUAACCAUGUCAGCGAGUGUCAGACUGAUUUUGGGGGUUGGGGAGUGACUUGGAAGUAAGCUAACAGCUGUAUAAAGAAGAGAUUUCAUUUGGCUGUUUUGACAAAAAUGUUACGGUUUACAAAAAAAAAAAAAAAUUAGCCAGGUUGCUGAAGUACAACAAGCGUGCUUCUUGCUACCAUAAUGUAUAUCCACACGACAAGUUGGUGGUCUAAAGUCUAAAUAUUAUUAUUUUUUAAAGAGGUAAAUGGGUAAAUUUUACAUGACAUAUUUUAUACAUGGCCUAUUCCCUAACUGGCCAUUUUUAAUGACUGGGUACAUUUUUAAUAGGUCAGACACAAGUGGUCCAGGCAGUGGGUCCGAGUCUUGCCUUUGCUACCCUAGGUCAUGGUGUAGCCACCUUUAACUUAUAUGAAGUGUAUAAAUGUACAUCUUGCCCCUGCUGUAUCAUAACCGGAAGUGCAGCCUGGUGCUGUUAUGAAGCCAAGGUGUGCAUCCUGCUGCGUGUGUGAGCUGUAUAGAUGUUGCGUCAAGAAAUAAAUGAAACUUGGCCAGUUUGUUUCUUUAGCAUUUAAUUUUAACAUACAAAUAAUUUUAAAUUUUUGUCUUAAAAAUUUAUACACCAGCAGUUUAGACAAAGCCUUAAGCAAAUUGUAUAUUAUUGAUCUCACGUAAUAAGGAAGUAGGCAUUAUGUCCAUGCCAGCAAAUACAUGUCAAAGGUGUUUAGAUCAGAGGUUAGGACGUGACUGUGCUUGUGAGGUCCAGCCCCACCAUCUGUUUUUGUAUGGCCUGUGAGCUAAGAAUGGUCUCUAUGUUUCUGAGUGGUUUUUAAAAUCACAUUUCAUGAUACACGAAAGUCCUAUGAAAUGAAGAUUUGCGUGUCUAUAAAUAAAGACUCAUUGGAACACCA